AUGGCCACCACCGGCGGCAACUCCAUCGUCCUCGCUUGGUCAGUCUAUCUCUCUCUCUCUCUCUCUCUCUCUCUCUCUCUCUCUCUCUCUCUCAUCUCUACUCUAUUCGCUCCUGCUAAGUGCGAUAAGUGAGGAGAUUGUGCAUAUUUUUUUCCUCGGCUCGGAAACUUGUGACGACAUUUCACCGUAUUUUGAUGGAGAAUCGGCGCUGAUUAAGGAUGAUAAUAACCGUGAAUCGUAGGGGCUCGGGGGAGGACGGGCAGCUGGGGAUGGGGAAUUGGGAGGAGAAGGAUUGGGUGUACAGCAUAAGGUCAUUGGAAUCGAAGAAUGUUGUCGCCGUUGUUGCCGGCAGUAGGAACUCCCUCGCCAUAUGCGAGAACGGGAAUGUAUGUUGACAUGUAUCUCUUUUUUUUUUUCCGUCAUAAGAUCCUUCCUACUUGAUUAUGUUCGUUUUGUUUCUCUUCCUCUUUUGAUUCUCUUUUUUUUUUUUGAUAAACAUAGUUAUAUACCUGGGGAUGGAACCAGAGGGGCACGCUCGGACAUCCUCCCGAUAAGAAGACCGAGAGUGUUCCCAGCCUCGUCAAGGCCCUUUCCAAUGUCAAAAUCAUUCAGGUAUGAACUACCGGAGUGUAUUCCUUUAGAUAUCCAUUUUUCAGUAAUUUUUUUCAAUCAAAAUGAGUGGACUGGUUGUGGUUCAUCUUGUGAGUUUUGAUACUCAGGCAGCUAUUGGCGGAUGGCAUUGUCUUGCUGUAGAUGAUCAAGGGUGCGCUUAUGCUUGGGGUAUGCCUAUUCGGUAUUUAUAUGCCUAUAAUUUUGUGUUAUUGAUGACCACUGAAAAAAAUGGCGGUCUACUCGUAUCUCACAUUGUUCUUUGUUAUGACUGUUCAGGAGGGAAUGAGUAUGGACAAUGCGGGGAGGAGCCUGAGCGGAUGGAUGAUAACCGCAGGGCCUUUAGAAGAGACAUUUCAAUCCCUCAGAGAUGUGCUCCCAGACUAUCCGUUCGUGAGGUGAGGAAAAUCGUUACUGAUCAUACUGACCACCUGAGCAAUUGGUUUCUGGAGAUAAGACCCUACAAUAUCCUCACCUUUCUUCCCCAAAAAUUUAUGGUGUUUUUUCCGGUAUACUGCAAUUUUUCUUCAUCACCGUACUUUCUCAAAAGAAGUUGACUAGUCAUAUUGUGAAUGAAAAAAAAUGAGGGUGUGUGUUUCCUCAGAAAUGUUAAAACGAGAUUGAAGUGGAUACUAAAUGUUCAUUUUUCCCUGUUUUGAAAGCCCAGAUAAAGCUCUUUAAAUCUGUGAUAUAGCCUUUACUCCACACCAAUCUUGAUGAACCAUAUCGUUUGUGCUGAAUAUAUUUCUUGAGUACAGUCCUCAAGGCUGAUGAGUAACUUUCUAAAGAGGAAGCAUUGAGACAAAGGGCACUGUGCGACUAUGAGAAGUAUCCGCUUUAAAGGAAUGAUAUGUAAAUACUAAGGGGACACCAUCUGUAGCAUUGAGUUAUCCGUAGGUAUAUGUGUGCCCCUUUCCUUUCUUCUACAACGUCAAAAUUUGAUUAAAAGGGUCAGUGCUGUCUUGAUCUGUUUUUUCCAGGAUUUGAUGGGAAUGAAUCACAAGGUCAGUUUUUUCAACAAUUUUUUUUUUUUUGUGUGUAUCUUGGGCCAUUUCGUAGCUGGCCUUUUAUCCUAUUUACUUUCAGUACUGUCAGGGGUAUAUAACCAGCAUAUUAUUUUCAAAAAAUAAGUAUAUAAUAGUGCAAGAGUGCUACACCAGCCUUUGUUUUCUGUGAAAAUGUAUACAUGACCUCCCAUGUGUACGUCCCGUUUGUUUUCCCCUCUUUGGAAUAUUUGAAGCUCUCCAUGAUAGAUGCUUAUCAAUCGUCUAUUACUUAUCUAUUUCAGGUGGCUGCUGGAGGUACCCACUCUGUGGUUCUUACUCAUGAAGGACAUGUGUGGACCUGGGGUCAACCAUGGCCUCCAGGAGAUAUGUAUGCAUUGCCUUCAGUUUUCCAAGCCUUUUUCUGUCUUCUUGCUCGCUUUCUUUUCUUUCUAUGCUUACAUCUAAUGUUUUUAUUUUAGAAAGCAAAUUUCUACUCCUGUACGGGUACAAGGACUUGAAAGGGUGAGGCUGAUUGCUGUUGGGGCAUUUCAUAACUUGGCGCUUACAGAAGAUGGAAUACUGUGGGCAUGGGGAAAUAACGAAUAUGGCCAGCUUGGAACCGGAGACACUCAACCAAGAUCACACCCUAUUCCUGUUCAAGGGCUAUCCGGUCUUACCUUGGUUUGUAUUAGAGACUUAAACUUUGGAUUUAUUGUGAUGAUCAAUAGCAGUUAUAUUCCUACUGAUGUCAAAUUAUAGAUUAUAAUAUUUGAAUUUUAGCAUGCAUAAUCAAUCAUUAUGCUCAGUCAGUUUCUGGCAACCUUGGAAAAGUCAGUGAAGCCAUAUGUGAGUCAGUGCUCCAGUAUUGGAUGAGCCUAAAUUGUUUAAUCUAUAAAAUAGUCAUCAAUCUUCAUGAGGAAAUCUGUAAACUUGUGAAAUCUUGACAUCGGGCAGAGUGGUUGGUUGUAUGUCUUUACCAAAUCUUGAAUGCUUUUAUGGACCGAGGCCUUUAUCGGUUUUCAUUCAUCCUGUAAAUUCAUUUCCUCAUAUUGCUGGACAUUGUAGACGGCUGUUGUCAGUAAUUAUUUAUUUAUUGAAACAAUGUGAGAGUAUACUUGACUUGUUUGGAUUUGCUUUUCAGGAUUCUGAGCCAUCUUCUCAUUUCUUGAUGUUGUUGCCUUCUCUAUGCUUGAUUAAUUAUUUAUUUUUGUUAAAUAUUUAAUACAGAAUGUGAAUCUCUCAUCAGUUCCUUGAAUUCUUGAUUAGACUGCCUUCAAUUCUCGUGCCUCAUCUCAUGCUUAGGGCCCCAAUGUUUUUAAAUGACGUGAUUACUCUCAGGUCUUUAUGCCGAGAUGUGAGAAUCUUCAUAAUCGUAUUUGAUGCCAGGCGGCUCCUAUGAACCUGAACCGUGACUAGAAUGCUUAUCUGAGAUAAACCCUUUGUGUGGACUGGUCCUAGCAUGCUGGUAGAUAUAAGACAGUUAUUUGGAAGACCUUGCUUUUGUUGCAUAAUAAGAGUCAAUUCUAACUAUGGUGCAAUUUGUCACACUAACAUUUCUCUUGAACGGACAACCAAUCUAAUCAUGUUCAUACUUCACAGAAUCAACUGAUUUGAAGCUGAUUUGAAGCUGAGUUGAAGAAUCUACCCUUUCAUAUUCAACUUCAGAGCAUGAUCUCCCCGAACACUAAAACGAGAAAAUUGUAGAAAAUCUGCUGAUAUCAGGCUUUGAUCGUUAUAGCUUGGUUGGAGCCAGUUUCCAAAAAAAUCAUCAUUUCCAGUUGGAGAUGAAGGAUAGAAAGAGGAGGAUAAGGAGAAAGAAAACCCUAUUAGGGAUCCAAAUUUGAUUCGGAAAUCAUUGAUUCAGUAUACAUACCCCUGGUAGACUUGUAAACAAAAUCCUAUCAGCUGUAGAACAUUACUCUAUAGUUCCCAUCAAGAUCAGCCGAGGCCUUGGAUGUUCUUGGCCAUGAGUAAGGCACCAUGGUUUCAUCUUUGGCGCAUACUCGGGUAUUUCAGAAUCUAGCAUUCAUCCCGAGCUGAUUUUCAGCUAAUCAUCUAUUCAAAAUAAAGGUCAAACCUGUGCCUGAUGUUUUUUUUUGCUUGAUAAAUAGCUUUACCUAUUAAUAUAUUUUUACCCAUUUUAUUCUGGUAUUCAUUUGGAUGAACUCAGUUCGUUUGUUUUGGUUUUACAUCCCUCUGCGGUCUGAUUUUCUUGUUUUUUCUAGGUUGAUAUCGCUGCAGGGGGAUGGCAUUCAACUGCAUUAACUGAUCAGGGGGAGGUACCCAUUAUUUUUUCCUGUUAUAUUUUAUUUCGGGCAUAAUUCAUCCCACACCUUUAGAUUUUUUCUGCCUAUCACAUCUUGCUUCAUUGAAUACCUAAGUAUAGAAAUAAAUACAUGCAUAAAAUGUGGUCAUGAUGAACAGAAUAUAUCUGUUGAAUGCCAACAGGCGUUUUGACAGCAUUAAUUCACAAAUCCUGGUAAAUUUUUUGUUUGAGAAUCUUGGGAUCUAUUAAUGGGUUUUUGAUCUUCAUCUGUUCAAUUCACUGAGCCACAUUUCAGAAAUGGGUUGGCUGUGACGAUAAUCUUUGCUUGAUAAACAGACUUCAUCUCCUUCUCAACUUACCAUUUAUGGGUAUAAUUCAGAUGCAUAUAUUCAUCAAUUUAGAUCCUCAUCUAAUUUUAUCUUGGGAACCAUUCAUGGGGUUGUCAACACGCCUGCAGGUGUAUGCGUGGGGAAGGGGCGAGCAUGGAAGGCUUGGAUUCGGAGAUGAUAAGAGCAGCAAGAUGGUGCCGCAGAAGGUUCAGCUCCUGGAUGGAGAGUCCAUUGCCCAGGUAUUUCCCCUAAAUGAAAUUUGCCCAGAUUGACAGAACCACAACCGUGAUCCCAUCUUAGACUUCUCUCUCUCUCUCUAUCUCUAGAUCUCAGAUGAAUUUCUUCCUGCUGUCCUGGUUAUACUGAGGGAUCCAAUAUGUCCAGUAUGAGGAACUCGCGGAUGAAUGAAACACUGUGUCAUCAGCUCAUCUUAUUUUUUUAACUUAUUUUAGUAAAGAACUUUGUUGACCCUCGAAGAAUGUCUUCCUUCUCUUUGAUUAAUUUCUUCCUGCUCUCUGGGUUCUUCUGCCUAGGAGUCCAUAGUCCCCGUCUCGUCAGUAAAAUCAGCUGGGGCAGGUCAACGAAAUACUGACCACCGCCCAAUCUUCAACCUUAUUUUCAUUAAUUCUGUCAGAAUCAUCGUUGACCCAUGAAGAAUACUCUCUCUCUCUCUCUCUCUCUCUCUCUCUCUCUCUCUCUCUCUCUAUCCUCAGGUAUCCUGUGGCGGCACUCAUUCGGUGGCUCGGACCAGCGACGGGCGGAUGUUCUCUGUGAGUAUUUCCUUGUUCUUUAAAGCUCAAGUCAACCAAGGAAUUAUAGAGGGCCCAGGUCGCCCAUAUCCAGAUCUGGUAGGAUUUCCGAUUCCAUCUUGCUUCUGUCUACCGCCCAAAGUCAACCAAUCCAACUUGAACCGGGUGAGGAUUAGGGUCAGAUUUUUAGACAUCCUUUCGGCAAGAGACCGGGUUGACUUAUUCAAGAACGGCCGAUCUCGAUUGAGGUUCUGGAUGCUCGGACUUUGUCGAAUCCAUCCGGGGUUAGAAUUUCCAUUCAUGUCAUUGUCAGCUAAUCCUUUUCUUCUGCAGUUUGGCCGCGGCGACCAUGGCCGGCUCGGCUACGGGAAGAAGAUCACCACAGGCCACCCCAUGGAGGUCCCCGUUGACCUCCCACCCCCCGGCGGCGCUCCGCCAUCCGGGCUCUGGCACGUGACGGCAGUGGCCUGCGGCGGCCGCCACACGCUCGCCAUUGCGUUGUGGGCCGCCGACAACGAACCAGAUGAGUAG
Molecule: messenger RNA, 5470 nt
Organism: Spirodela intermedia
Lineage: Eukaryota; Viridiplantae; Streptophyta; Magnoliopsida; Alismatales; Araceae
Source: the annotation of a GenBank genome assembly